AUGGGAAUAGUUUUUGCUAAUCUUGUGCUCAUUUGCGUCUUAAAUAACCGUCGUUACAUCAAAUAUAUUGAUAAUCAGCCAAGGUACCUUCUGACGUCCCUGGCAUUAAAUGACCUUUUCACCGGAAUUCUGAUUGCACCCGUGGCACUGUUGCCAGCAUUGUACAAGUGCUGGCCUUACGGUGAAAUAUUUUGUCAAAUACAGGCGUUAUUAAGGGGUGCAGUAAAUCAACAGAGUGCCGUAAUUUUAGUUUGUAUGGCUAUAGAUAGAUAUCUGUACUUGCUUCACCCAAAUACUUACCAGAAACACUCUAGUAAAAAGGGUUGCGUAUUGGUUAUCAGUAUAACCUGGAUUUUAUCAGUAUCAUUGUUCGCUAUAAUGGUUUUACCUCGAUCUGGAUAUUACUUUAAUUCGACUGGGUUGAUGGCUUGUGAUGUUUUUCACAGCAGAGUAGCAUUUAGAAUCCUAUCAUGUUGCGCGUAUUAUUUCCCAACAACCAUGGCAUUAAUGUAUUGCUACGGCUCAGGAUUUCAUGUCAGUAAGACAAGAAAUAAGUGUGAUCAAGAUCCGGUGAGGCCCAAUGGUAUUCCAGCAACGUGCUCUAAAAGCACUCACGGAGAAAUGGAAACGGUUAUUCCUCCGCUGAUCCGACAUAAUAGUGUCAGCACGUCUCGUACAAUGGCUGCUAUGUCUUUAGGUUUUAUUGUUAUGGUUACACCAGCUACCAUAAAAGAAGUUGUAGCGGCUUGCACUGGAUGCAAAGUGCCCACAUCGCUUGACUUCAUUGUUACUUGGUUAGCUUUAAGUCUGCUGUCG
Molecule: messenger RNA, 816 nt
Organism: Iphiclides podalirius (scarce swallowtail)
Lineage: Eukaryota; Metazoa; Arthropoda; Insecta; Lepidoptera; Papilionidae
Source: the annotation of a GenBank genome assembly